Haliotis rubra (blacklip abalone) is the source of this 4004-nucleotide messenger RNA. Its product is annotated as E3 ubiquitin-protein ligase TRIM71-like. Bases 133 to 2028 code for a protein of 631 amino acids. The record is from RefSeq and is a predicted model, not a curated record. Gene Ontology annotation, molecular function: zinc ion binding; protein binding. NCBI's taxonomy places the organism in Eukaryota, Metazoa, Mollusca, Gastropoda, Lepetellida, Haliotidae. The transcript has a single exon.
AUCACGAUACACAAGUACGUUCACCACCAUUAUCUAUAUGAAGUCACACAAAGGCUGGUGAAUCAGUGAGUGUUUCUUCAUGACAAUACGUUUCACUCGCUGUAGGGCAUUUUAUUGUUUCCACGAGAAACAAUGACUGACACCUAUUCAGAAACAGUACAAAAUAGUGGUGUUGAUGCUCAAGAGGAUGGAGUACACGCGGGUCAAGAUGGCGGACAAAAUGAAACACGGACACCUCGUAGUGAACGCAUCAGUGAAGGUGGAGAUCAGCCAGUUACGACUGAUGGCGGAAACAGUGAUAUCAAUGUUGACCACGUGCAAGAGGUUGAGAAAGGUGGGAUCGAAAGAGCGGAAGGAGACGGGGGGCACUCGGUUCACGCAAGGUAUUGUGGGUUGUGUGAGGAGGGUCACCAUGCGGAAGGCAGGUGCAUGAAUUGUUGUGAAGACCUCUGUACUAACUGUAUUAACUAUCACCAAAGGCUUAGAGUCACAGCUUCUCAUAAAAUCCUCCUGUUCGAGCCAGGGGCCACCAGUGAAAUUGUCGUCCCUGCCAGAUCUAAUACGAACUGUCAGAAGCACAACGAACCACUGAAGUUUUACUGCCAGACUUGUAAGCAAGCCGUGUGUAGAGACUGCAUCCUGACCGCUCACAAGGACCACAAGGCCGUAGACCUGGCGGACGAACUGGAUAAUGCUAAAAAGGAAGCAGAGCGGCUUUUAAAGAGGGUUCAGAACAGCGUCCAUCGGUCAGAAAGGGAAAUAGAGGAUUUGAGGACGUACCAUGUUGAAUUCCUGGAUAAAGUCCAGAAGGUAUCCGAUGUGAUUGACAAGCUCCAUACAGCGGUGCUCCAAAGGGUGGAGAAGUCCUACCAGGAGCUGACUCAGAUGAUAGCGUCGACCAAGGAGGAUGAAAUGAAGCGCUUGAAGCAGAUGGAGGAGUUUCUGCGACAGCGGCUGUUGUCUGCGUCUGACUUCACUGCGCUGGCUGACCACGUACUUGUCAGCCAGGAUGGGGUUGACGUCAUGGUGAAGCUUGAAAUGAUGAGGCAGUCAGUGACACCUGUCUGUCAGCUUGUCGAUUUCCAGAAGGGACAUGCUGAGUUCUUCCUGGCGAAAAACCCACGGUUUACCUGCAAUACCGCCGACAACAUUUUAGGCCGGGUGGCCUUCUCCGUGACGUGGCCCCCUGUAACCAAUAUCCCGGGGAGACGGGCAUUCAUACGAGAAAUACGCCUCAAAAGAGAAGUAGCGUUUCAUAUUUGGGAGAUGCAUUGCACCAAACCGUCGGUCAGGGGGAUCGUUGAAGGCUCCAACGGCAUUGUAUGGGUCUCUACUCCUCGAUCCCUGCUCACCAUUGGAGUCAACGGCGAACGUAAGAAUAGUGUGCAUCUUACAAGCGAUAUAGAGAGCAUUACCGGAGGGCCAGACGGGAGACUCCUCGUAGCCGUUGUACAGGGUAAUACCAACAAGAUCGUGUAUCAGGACAACUGGUCAAACUUUGCCCCAGUCCCGGGCCCCAUGCCCUCCAUAGCUAGUACCAUAGAUGGACAAAGAAUUCUGGUGCCUCAGAUGUGCCAAGGGGCUCCCAGACUUCUGAUCAUAUGCAAUCAUGGCAAGGACGUCGUUGACGUGGACCUUCCUCCGCAGCUUGCAAGCGACUUUGACAUCCCAAGCUUCAGCGUCGGACCUGACGGCGAGGUCGCUUUGUGCAUCAGUAGACGAGACAUGAUCGUUAUCCUCACUCCGUCCUUCCAGUACAAGUGUGACUACCAUGGACCAGAUGGCGUCUUGUACCCUAGGAGCGUCUGUUACGACAAACUGGGCCACCUCAUCGUUGCCGACAGCAAGAGAUGCAAUGUCCAGCUGGUCAGUAAGGAUGGACAUUUUUUGUCUUACCUGCUCAAUAAGGAGGAUUUUCAAGACAUCGGAUCGCCAACUGCUGUGACCGUCGAUAAUCGGGGGAGGCUGUGGAUUGGGACCGGGCACGGUAACGUGUGUGCCUACACCUACAUGCACGACGUUCUGUGACGACAAUGUGUGUGUGCCUACACCUACAUGCACAUCAUUCUGUGACGGCUACGUGUGUGUGCUUACACCUACAUGCACGACAUUCUGUGACGGCUGCGUGUGUGUGCCUACACCUACAUGCACAUCAUUCUGUGACGGCUAUGUGUGUGUGCCUACACCUACAUGCACGACAUUCUGUGACGGCAACGUGUGUGUGCCUACACCUACAUGCACAUCAUUCUGUGACGGCUACGUGUGUGUGCUUACACCUUCAUGCACGACAUUACGUGAUAAAAAUGUGUUUGUGCCUACACCUACAUGCACGAAUUGUGUGACAGCUAUGUGUGUGCCUACACCUUCAUGCACGACAUUCUGUGACGGCUAUGUGUGUGCUUACACCUACAUGCACGACAUUAAAGUGAUGGCAACGUGGGUGUCUGGAUCUACAUGAACGACAUUCUGUGACGACAAUCUAUGUGUACCUACACCUACAUGCACGACAUUAAAGUGAUGGCAACGUGGGUGCCUGGAUCUACAUGAACGACAUUCUGUGACGACAACAUGUGCCUACACCUAAAAGCAAGACAUCAUAAAGCGGAAAUGCCUGCUAUAUACUUUCUCGACCGAUUGUGGCAACGUCGACGCCUGAGCCUGACGACAGGUGGCACCACCGCGCGAACUUACAUGACAUUAAUGUGAUUAUAAGGAUCUUCUGUCAUACUUCCACCAUAUCAAAAGCAUAACUUAAAAAUCAUAACUUGUCUUGGGCGUGUGUCUGCAAUCCCAGUUAGAAUAUCUCUUGUGGCUAGUGAAGCUAGUCGACCUGGUGGAUUGUAUUUCAUGGUACCCUGGCGCUGUCCUGUUUGCUCUUGAUAUCAAUCACCUGGUUGUUUGCUUCAGAUUUGAAUAUAUGCAUGCUCUAGUCAUAUAACACACACACACACACACACACACACACACACACACACACACCUCUUAAUGCUCUCACUAUCAAUUAUUAUAACUGCAUUCCUCCUUUAUGUUGAUGGGGAGGAUGGUAGCCUAGUGGGUAGUGUUUGUUCGCCAAGCCCAAUACACGCGUUCGAUACCCCACAUGCAUGAAGUCCACUCUUGCUGUGCGCCAUGAUGAUGAAGGACUAACAUGGUGAUAAAGGCGUUAAACACACUCUUCUCAACCAGUCUAAGUAAACUUAGGUUCAGUAUUAUUCGUUACACUGGUAUCCUUAGUAACACUGAGCCUAAAGUUAUUUAGCCUCUCUUCUCAAUAAACAUGGUCUACAGUCAAACCGGGGCGGUGGGGUAGCCUAAUGGUUAAAGCGUUGGCUCGUCACGCCGAAGACCCGGGUUCGAAUCCCCACAUGGGUACAAUGUGUGAAGCCCAUUUCUGGUGUCCCCCGCCGUGAUGUUGCUGGAAUAUUGCUAAAAGCGGCGUAAAACAAAACUCAGUCAGUCAGUCUACAGUCAAACCACUUUAAUCUUCAAUAUCAUACCGUCCAAUUAUGAAAUAAUAGACUAUAAAGUUCUCAUUCUGAAGGACACCACACAACGCAUGGCAUUUUACUUAAUUCGGUAAGGAAUACGUUUUUAGUUAAGGCUCAGGAAUGUGUAUGUUUGUAAACAAACAUUGCAUCGCUGUUGCUCAUGCACAAAUAUUAUGUUUACGUCUGGGCCAUAAAUAAAUUAGGUAAGGGCUAGCAGUUAGCGGGCUUAGUUUAUAGCUGCUGUUUGACAAAUAGCCAAUUGUGUUGAUUGAUUUGGAUUAUUGGCUAUAGACCACAAGCAGAGUUACAGUACAUCUUGGGGGGCAGCGCACCUGUCGCCAAGGAAACGCCACUGCUACCGACACCUGUUUAUAAUAUUUCUGUCAGAUUAGCUCUAUGUGGCUUCAUUUUGAUUGCUUUCCGUAUGGGAUGUAAUGAUUAUUGUUAUAAACCUGGAAUAACUCGGAAUUCUUCACAUGGGCAAAUUGUAUUAAAGUGACUGUUCUUUUGGAUUCA